AUGGAUAAGGCAGACUUCAUUCAGAAAGCCAAUGCCCUACUGGAGGACCGACAGGGGUACCUACCAUGUAACGAUGAACCGAUAAUGAGGCUGGUGACGCAACUGGACAAGACACUCGCCGACAUGCAAACGAGCAAGGCAAUAAGUAAAUCGGUACGACUGGCCAUUAAGCCAGUAGACGCGGCCGCGCCAAGGUUCUACGGACUACCAAAGGUACACAAAGCCGGGGUCCCCCUCCGGCCAAUCGUAUCAUUGCGCGGCGCACCUAAAUUCAAUUUGGCCAAAUGGCUGUUCCGAAACCUGAGGUCUCUCACCUCGGACGCGGGUACGACGGUCUGUUCAGCGACUCAGUUCCUGGAGCGGAUCAAAGGGAUGAGACUUACCGAAGACGAGGUCAUGGUGUCAUUAGACGUCAUCUCUCUUUUCACCUCGAUCCCGCAAGACCUGGCAAUCGAAACGGUCAGCGAGCUGCUCGAGAUUCAGUACAACGAGACGGACGUGACGGUAAAAAGGAGACAUCUCGUCCAAUUGCUGAGAUUCUGCCUGAAGACGUACUCUACCUUUGAAGGCACGACCUACGAGCAGGUCAAGGGGACGCCAAUGGGAUCGCCGCUCUCGGGCUUCAUCGCGGAGGCAGUUCUCCAAAAAGUAGAGACCCUCGUUUUCUCAACAUAUAAGCCCAAAUUUUGGGCUCAAUAUGUCGACGAUACCUUCGUUAUCAUUAAGCGGCAAAUGGUCACUGAAUUCCAUGAUGUCCUGAACUCUGUUUUCCCUGACAUCCAGUUCACAAUGGAGGCGGAAGCCAACAAUCAACUGCCGUUCCUGGACGUUCUCGUCCAUCGAAAACCCAAUGGGCACCUUAAAACGACGAUAUAUAGGAAGGCCACUAAUACGCGCCAAAUCCUGAGCUUCCACAGUAAGCACCCGUUAGGCCACAAACGCAGUUGUGUGCGAACACUCUACAGAAGGGCAGAAACACACUGCAGCGAGCCGGACGACAGAAGGUCAGAACUACGUUACCUCCAGCGCCUCUUCAUGGCCAACGGGUAUCCUCGCAACUUCAUCGAACGCGGCAGACAGGCCGGACCGAGCCGACGUUUGGUGACAGAACGACCAACAAUAUGGCGAGCGCUUCCAUACAUCGACGGCGUUUCUGAGGCCGUCUCGCGUCUCUUAAGACCGCAGGGGAUCCGCAUCGCCCACCGACCGGAGUCAACAAUUCGACAUCUGGUCAUGAGACCUAAGGCCCCUCUACAACUAGGUGAAACCACGAGCGUCAUCUACUGGAUCCGGCUACAGACCCGUGUUGGAGAACACAUGAGGGCAGUAAGGCGAAUGGACACUUUAUCUCUGGUGGCCGAACACUGCGCCGAUGCCGGACACACGUUCGCCUUUCAGCAUGCCGAAAUUAUGGGCCGGGGAAACGAUCGCAUAGCCAGGUAA
Molecule: messenger RNA, 1443 nt
Organism: Spirometra erinaceieuropaei
Lineage: Eukaryota; Metazoa; Platyhelminthes; Cestoda; Diphyllobothriidea; Diphyllobothriidae
Source: the annotation of a GenBank genome assembly